AUGGAUAUGCUAUACCUACCAGUGUUCCAAUUUCCUACAUGGAGUCACUUGACAGUAAAUGCUGCAAGCAGCUUUUCGGUUUUUCUAUUGAUACUUCUCUGCUACAAAGGCCUCGUAGCUAGACUGCUGCCUUCACUAUGGGGUUUCUUAGAAUUCAUUUUACGACCUGUCACUAGACGCUAUCAGGCAUGGGCAUACCUAGUUCGGGGCCCUAAAAUGAUCCAAGAGGCGUUCAACAAGGCAGAUGGCAAGCCGUUCGAGCUAUUCGCUCCUGACAGUCGAUAUGUCUAUGUAUCCGAUCCUCAACAGAUUCAGGAGAUUGAUCGUGCUUCUGGUACAAUUUUGUCGCUCUACGCAGCGUCGAGACAGAUACUGCAACCUAUGUACACCAUGCACGGCUUUAAUCAUUUCGACGCGCGCGGAACGGAAGAAGCGGGAUUUAUCCGCGCUCUUCGCACCUUGUUGAUUAAUAACCUACCCAAAAUCCUGCCUGACCUCAAUUACAUUAUCCGCACUAGGUUCCAGGAGCUACACGCUGAGCAUCCAGUCAUUGAUGAUAAAAAGCAGUCAGCUAUUUUGCCUAUGAUUCUGAAGCUUGUUGUAUUAGCCAACGCCCUGGUCUUUUUUGGAAAAGAUCUAGCGAAGGAUGAGCAAUUUAUGGUCCACGCACUGGCAUAUAUCGAGGAAACGAUGAUAUGUGCCGAAGUUCUUCGUCUCGUGCCCAGCUUUCUGAAACCUAUCAUCGGUAAUAUCAUUGCUCGCAGACUGAAGUCCCACACUGUCAUCUAUAAUAUGAUGCUGCCCAUCGUUCAGGAGCGAUGCCUUGAGCGCGACGCAGCCAAGUUAGGUCAGAAGGCCCCAGAAUACGUCGACUGCAUCCAAUGGCUUAUGGAUACUUCGCCUAAGAACGCACUAAAAACUCCUGAACGCAUAGUACACGAACUCAUGGCUAUCUGGUUCGGCUCUGUUCAUCCCGUUGCUGUCACUGUAACAGUUGCUAUCGAGGACCUCUGUUUACACCCCGAGUACGUUGAGCCGCUCCGCGCGGAAUGCACAGCUCAAUACGCCGAUUUUGAGCGCACUGGAACCGGUCUUGCUCUUCUUGACAGCUUUAUCAAGGAAUCUGCCCGCAUAACACCUGUCGAGUCACAAAGCACUCGCCGCUCAGCGCUGGAGCCUUUUACUCUCAAAGACGGGACUCACGUCGACGUUGGCGAUUGGAUCUGCACGCCUGCCCACGCUGUUAUGAUGAACCCGGUUGACUACCCUAAGCCAGAUACCUUCAGUGGUUUCCGCUUUGCGAAUCCAGAAUUAGUAAAGAGCCUUGAGAAUGGCGAUAGCUUAUCCAAUAUCUUGCAAAAGCAGCCGACUAAAUUGACUGAUGUGGGCAUCACGUACCAUGUCUGGGGCACUGGCAGAACAACUUGCCCCGGCCGAUUCUAUGCCUCGGUACUCAUGAAGACUAUUCUGGGCCAGAUUCUUCUCAACUACAACUUUGAGCUUAUGAACCCCAAGGCCAAGCGCGUAUUCUCCUGGCGGUCGGCGAUCGUGCCAAAUCCUAGCACGAAGGUUGUAUUUACUCCAAUUCGGGGAGAUUGUUGA
Molecule: messenger RNA, 1602 nt
Organism: Bipolaris victoriae FI3
Lineage: Eukaryota; Fungi; Ascomycota; Dothideomycetes; Pleosporales; Pleosporaceae
Exons: 10
Coding region: 1-1602 (533 amino acids)
Molecular function (GO): monooxygenase activity; oxidoreductase activity, acting on paired donors, with incorporation or reduction of molecular oxygen; iron ion binding
Source: RefSeq, a predicted model, not a curated record